AUGAGUAAUCCCCAGGGCUUCAACCAGCCGUCUCCAACUCAAUCAGGCACUGGUACCGACGACGGGCAUUUCGGGUUGCGUCCUGAUUCAUACACAUCACAGAGACUGCGACAUUCCUCUCACAAACACCUUCAUAUCACCAGUCGGCGAACAUUUAUUGGCCCAAUACCUUACAGCUGGUUACAGUCCCACCGUAAAACGUGGUAUAAGAAAUGGUUGGGGUUGAAGAAUUACUCGUCGCGGGCGGUAACCUUCUCUGCAGACACAUCGUCAAAUCGUGCAAAGCAACGUCAAUUGACUAGCUUUCUUAGUGUUUCAAAUAGAGUUAUUCAGAGACAGAGUUUUCCUCAACCAGAAGACGUAUAUGGUGGUGACGAGCCGGUCGAAACCACGCCUGUUGCCCCUCUUGAUACAACACAAGAAGCACCGGUUCCAACCGACCAAGGCCAGGACCAUCAGGAGGGCCAGCAGAAGAAGAACCCCGCUCCGCGAAUAGAUAUUGAAAACGAGCAACGAGCGAGCUCGGAUCACAAGACUACCCCCUCAGGUCAAUCAGGUCCGAUCGUGAGGACAUCUUCAACAGAUCAUGGGAAUGUAGAGGAAUAUUUUACUCCGCAUGAAUCGUUACGGGAGACGAGUAGGUUUAAGCUUCUUUCACCCACAGACAUGCGAAGUCGGCAGUCUGAGUCAUCAAAUGCGAACCAGAUCGUUCAUCGUCGAUCUGAGCAGGUCGAUGAUCUAGUCCCCAGCCAAGCCCCCAGCCAAGCCCCCAGUCAACCAAGUGAAGAGGCUUCUUCACCCUCGACAUAUGAAGCCGCACCCCUGGAUCGAACAGACUCUACUCAAUCCUUAAUAUCCCAUAAACAGCCAACUUCAGCAAAACUAAUAUCAAGGGGGUCUUCAAGGCGUCUCCAAGCACAAUUAUCCCACAUUGAUACCGUUCCCACGGGAGUGAGAGACAUGAAUCAGCGCCCAAGCGACCACCGGAUGUUAAGUCGUAUAGCCUCGGGUAUGUUUAGAUUCCAGCAUGAUGGGACCACUGUCGACACGCGACAACCCAUGUCAUUUAGAAAAUUGCGGCCUCGAGAGAUGCUCAAAGACCGAAGUCGAAGAUUAUCACACGCCCGCGAUGGUGAAAUCAUUAGAGCCGAACGAAUGCUGGUUCGAAUUGAUGUCACAAAACUUCAUUCACUUCCCCAUGAUUUCAGUGAAAACAAUAGCAUCAAAAUAGAGACGCGAACUUUCGAAAAGUGGAGGGAGUUCCUUGUUGUGUGUCGCCGGAGAGCUGAUGAAGAGACUCCUAUCACCUUACAGCUCUACAAAACUAGAGUGAUUCCUCAGGUGCAAGUCUCCCAGGUGAAGAAGAGUUCAUCCCAUGAGAUUCCCCUCACCUUUGGAUUUACGAAACUCAACCUGUUUUCGUCCCUUGAUAAAACAAUCGUGCUUUGGCACCCUGAUGAAUACGGGACUGUGAUGUACAUCAUACGAACGAAAUCAGCGGCUCAUUCAAUGGAGUGGUACACAUUUCUUCGCACAACCCUUGGAUGGGAGCGUCCCACUCAACUGGUAGUUCAUGUCCCUGACCUUGAUAUUGCCGUUCUCAUCAAUAACCCAUUUUCUCGCUUAGAAAAUGAUCGCAGCCAUAUCGGCCAAGAUGAUGAUGAGAGAUCCUCUGCGCUUCUUAGGACUAUGGCUGAUGAACAGGAAGUUGCAGCUGGGAUAAUUAAAACCUGCAUGAAUACAUUAUCAGAGUGCCCUGAGUGGGCUUCUCUGCUCAAAGCAUGGCUGGGCUCCGAAAAAAUGGGUUUGGCUUGGCGAAGGUAUGAUAGGUUGGAGUGGGUGCAUGGAGCAAAUGAAGAACGAAUGUAUGGAACAAUUGCGAUGCAGACAUCCCAUGAGCUCGAACUACAGCCCAAGCGGCAUUACCCCACGAGCAUAAAACGCACAGGAGAAGAAACAACAGAAGAACCGUCCCCAGUUGAAGGAUUCUUAAUUUUGCUUACAUCACAGAAAGGAAGACACCAGCGGUUGGGGAAAGUGUACUCUCGACGACUCUAUUUCACCUCCCAGAAUCAAUAUCUCUGCUUCUGCCGGCCAGCGAAAGCCACUCCAGCGCCUCCACCUCGAUUACCAACUAUUAACGGGUCCAAUAUUCCAAGUGCAUCACAACUUUCCAAGGACGCUCCUAUUAUCUACACUAUCGAUCCGUAUCCCCUUGAAAAUAAAAGAAUCUCGUGGCUUUUGAGUGGGGAGCAAAUUUCUCGAGAACGGCACGAUGCCGAAGCAUACGCCGAGAGCAAAAGGAAUCUGGAAAAUCUGGAAAGAUCUGAAGGCUACUUUGAUCUUUGUCGGGUAUUGGAAGUACGGAUUGGUCAUCAAAACCAUUUUCCUGAAGAAUCACAUAUCAAUGGGGGUGAUGUUGAAUUCCACGACGAAGCGAGGGAUACUAGACAAUUAGACGGUCCAGGACAUCAGCAAUCCCAAUCUAACCGAUCGUUUGACUUGGUGAUGAGUGACGGACUUAUUGUAAACUUCCGUGCCUAUGAUAUGCAGACAAGGAAUCAAUGGGUUGAGCGACUUUCCGCUCUUGUUCGAUACUGGACUGCUCGAACUCAUGACGAUAUAGCCAUUAUGAAAUCCAUCCGUCGGCAAAACCUAAAACAACUGAAUAUAACCGAGGGCCAAGAAUCCAGGGUUGGGCAAUUUGCGCAGAGCUGGGAGGUGUCUAAAGCACAGGCAUCACCAGAGCUGUUCAACAUGUGCGGGGUGUCGGGAUGUCGAGCAGUUAAGAUGUCUGGUAACUUGUAUUGCAAAAUCCGUCGCCGCUCUGCAUUCAGAGACUGCAGCGUGAUCCUAACUGAAGGCCAAAUUCUUACUUUCCAAAGCCAUCUCCGUAAACUCUCUGGUCAAGAAAUCCCGCAUACUCAUCAAGAACGCCAAUGGGCCCUAGAUCUCCGUGACUGUUAUAUAUACAGUGGCCUAGUAACCAGCUCUGACCUCCUUUACCAAAAUCACACCAUCGACACUAAUUUACCAGGCCAACGUGCUUCGCCUCGUCUCUAUAUCACCGAUGGAUGGACUUCGUCAGACGAGGAUAUAGCCACGUGCUUCGUGGUCUGGCACAAUGCGCGGAAGACCGUUUUCCGCAGCCAGGAAUGGCAAGAGAAGGGGAAUGCCCUGGCACGGACGAAGUGGAAGCGGGUAUCUGCCUUGGGAGUCUCAGGGAGAUCUAUCGUGUUCAAGGCGAGAAGUAGGGCUGAGCGAGAUAUGUGGGUGUUAGCUAUUGAGACGGAGAUUGAUAGACUGCAGCAGCUGGAGGAUAUGCGGAUUAUUUCCAAGGACCAGUGA
Messenger RNA from Paracoccidioides lutzii Pb01, 3348 nucleotides. RefSeq names its product PH domain-containing protein. Gene Ontology annotation, cellular component: prospore membrane. The coding region runs from base 1 to 3348 and encodes 1115 amino acids. Gene Ontology annotation, biological process: ascospore-type prospore membrane formation; protein localization to prospore membrane. The record is from RefSeq and is a predicted model, not a curated record. The transcript has 3 exons.